This is a messenger RNA of Benincasa hispida (wax gourd), 660 nucleotides long. Lineage: Eukaryota; Viridiplantae; Streptophyta; Magnoliopsida; Cucurbitales; Cucurbitaceae. The record is from RefSeq and is a predicted model, not a curated record.
AUGUUAGAAUUUGUGAAAGAGUCUAGAGAAAGAACCAUAACUUUAGAGAACACAGUUCAGACUCAUGGGAAGACAAUUCGGAAUAUGGAGAGGUUCAAGAAAAAGAAGUUAGAUGAGCAAUUUUCUAAGCUUUUAGGGAUUUUUAAGAAAUUGCAUAUUAAUAUCCCCUUCUUAGAAGCUUUAGAGCAAAUGCCUAAUUAUGUGAAAUUCAUGCAAGAUAUUCUGUCGAAGAAGAAUGGAUUUAAGAAAUAUGAGAUGAUUGGUUUGACUGAAGAGUGUAGUGUUGUGCUGCAGAAAAAGCUACCACAAAAGCUCAAAGAUUCAUGGAGUUUUACUAUCCCUUGUACCAUUGGUUCAUUAAUUGUUUCUAGAGCUUUGAUGCUUAAUGUUGAAGAUGUGCAACCCACUACGAUCUCUUUGCACCUACCUAAUAGAUAUUUGACAUAUCCUAAAAGUCUUGUUGAAGAUGUUUUAGUUAAGAGAGCUUUAAUUGAUGCCCAAAAAGGUGGAUUAGCUUUGAGGGUGAAUGAUGAAAAGGUAGCCUUUAAUAUCUACAGGUCUUUGAAACACCAUGAUGAGGUUAGCUCUUGCAAUAUGAUAAAUGUGAUUGAUAGAACUGUUGAGGAACAUGCUAAUGUCUUACUUGCUAGAGAUAUUUAG